GCCCCCCAAAACCACAAACGUUGUUCUCUCUUCCCCACCGCCAAACCUUCAGCUUAGGGCGACGCCCACCCUUAGCUGGUUCAUUGAUUUUUUUUUUUUUUUCCCCUUCUCCCUCAAAAGCACGUGGUCACCCCCCUCUCCUCCUGAGACCACCAAGCGCCGCCGCCCACCACCACGAAGGCCGAACGCCAACCAUCUGGCCGAUCUGAUUCUUCUCACGUGGUCGCCUCCGCCCACCCAAUGACUUCCACACCAUCUGGUUCGUGGGUUUCCUGGACCGCCGCAAGGAUUUUGGCGAGUAUGGGUUUCUCUUUAAUUUCCUCAGUGAUGAGAUUAAAAAAAAAAAAAAAAAACCUUGGAACAGAGGCUUUUUGAACCAUCUGCGUUCAGUGGAGGUGGUGGGCGGACGUGGCAGGAGGUGGUGUUCAGUGGGUGUCGCCGAAAGAGAGUGGAGCGUUAGAAAAUUUUAGGGAAAAUGGGGGGGAGAUGAAAUGGUUUUGGGUGAGAUGAAAUCUGUGUCUUUUUAGGAGAUGAAAUUUGAGUUUGGGGAACAAAGGGGAUACGCGCGUGCUUUGGCCACGUAGGAAAAAACGGAUAUGCUACGGAAGUUUUGUUGUUCCGUAGCAUUACUCGACGCCCCCACCCCUCUGAGAAACGAAGAAGAAACCCUUCUCGUCUCCGGUACGGUAGCUGGCCGAAUCAAACUCCCAAGAAGAGUCACCAACUGCGGUCCUUGUUGCUAGUGAGUAACUAAAAAACUGGACCCAGUAGAGCUAUAUAACAAGAAGAAUCCGAAACCCUCUCAUAGCACAGCUUGGCAAAAGAAUGAGAAUCGUUGGACUAACUGGUGGAAUUGCUUCGGGAAAGAGCACUGUCUCCAAUCUCUUCAAGUCCCAUGGCAUCCCCAUUGUUGAUGCCGACAUCGUCGCUCGUGAUGUGUUAAAGAGAGGCACUGGUGGCUGGAAAAAGGUUGUUGCAGCAUUUGGAGAGGACAUUUUACAAGCUGAUGGAGAAGUCGAUAGGCCUAGAUUGGGCCAAAUCGUGUUCUCUGAUCCUGCAAAGCGCCAACUUCUUAAUCGGCUAUUGGCUUCGUAUAUAUCCUCUGGUAUCUUCUGGGAAAUUGUGAAGUUAUGGAUGAAAGGGUUUAAGGUUAUUGUUCUUGAUGUCCCUUUGUUGUUCGAGGCCAAGAUGGAGAAAUGGACGAAGCCCAUUAUCGUUGUAUGGGUUGACCCUGAAACACAACUUAGACGACUCAUGGCAAGAGAUAGAACAAGCGAGGAGGAUGCUGGAAACAGGAUAAAUGCUCAGAUGUCUCUGGAUUUAAAAAGGACUAAGGCAGACAUAGUGAUUGACAAUACUGGAUCAUUAGAGGACUUGAAUGAACAGUUUAGGAAGGUAUUAUAUGAGGUCACAAAGCCCCUGACAUGGACUGAGUUUGGGCUUUCCCGGCAGGGAGCAUUGUCGGCCCUUGUCUCCGUCAUUAUUGGUGUUCUUAUAUGCCGAAAAAUCUCCGGCGGUAAUGGUUUUGAGCCAUCAUAGCUAUCCCAAACUCGUACUUAAUUAAGAUUUGCCAGUGUGUUUUAUUUAAACCAAUCUGUGCUUUAGAGGGUUUUUUUUUUUUUUUUUUUCAAUGUAUUGACAAGCAAAAAGUAUCUUGUUCUGUUCUUCGGAAGGAAGACUAUCAAUAAAAGGCCUUCUUCUGUAA
Molecule: messenger RNA, 1705 nt
Organism: Corylus avellana
Lineage: Eukaryota; Viridiplantae; Streptophyta; Magnoliopsida; Fagales; Betulaceae
Gene: ATCOAE
Product: dephospho-CoA kinase family
Biological process (GO): coenzyme A biosynthetic process
Molecular function (GO): ATP binding; dephospho-CoA kinase activity
Source: RefSeq, a predicted model, not a curated record